Molecule: messenger RNA, 5823 nt
Organism: Hemicordylus capensis (graceful crag lizard)
Lineage: Eukaryota; Metazoa; Chordata; Lepidosauria; Squamata; Cordylidae
Gene: NID1
Product: nidogen 1
Exons: 20
Coding region: 95-3835 (1246 amino acids)
Biological process (GO): cell-matrix adhesion
Molecular function (GO): calcium ion binding
Source: RefSeq, a predicted model, not a curated record
ACGUGGAGGUUUCCAGCUCGUGGGCUCCUCCGCCGCCUCGCCCCGGAGCUAAGUGGAGCAGGAGCCUUUCCGAGGCGCAGGAAGGCGCGAGAGCAUGGUCACCCUGAGGGGCUUGGGCUUGUGGGCGCUACUGGCGCUGGCGGUGCCCGGGGGCUGCUUACCACACGGGGGGCUCCUUUUCCCCUUCGGCUUGGAGCGAGGAGACGCUGAGCUGGAGCCCGGGGACGACGCGCGCUCCCCGCCUCUGGAGCUCAGCACCCCGCUGCGUUUCUACGGCUCCAGCAUCAACUCCCUCUAUGUUCUUACUAAUGGCAUCAUUGCAGUAAGUGAGCCAUCAAGGGAAGACGAUUAUCUUGGCCAAUUUCCUCUCAGUUUUGGAGGUAUUGCUCCCUUUUAUGCUGAUCUGGAUACUACAGGUGGACAUGGAAAGGUGUAUUAUAGGGAAGAUUCAUCUCCUGAUGUUCUUCAUCUUGCUGCCAAGUAUAUUCAAAGAGGCUUUCCAGAGACUGCUUUUGAUCCAAGCAGCGCUGUUGUAGUUACUUGGGAUUCUGUGGCUCCUUAUGCAGGAGCUGGAGAGGAUACAAUUUUUCAAGUCAAGAGAAACACAUUCCAGGCUGUUUUAGCGUCUUCUGAUUCCAGUUCCUAUGCUGUUUUCCUUUAUCCAGAAGAUGGUUUGCAGUUCUAUAGUACAUAUUCUAAAAAUGAUAAGGAAAUGGUCCCGGCUACUGUUGGCUUUAGUCAACCCUCUACAAAUUACUACUUAUGGGUAAAAACUGGAUCGUACAAUAUAAUUGCAAAUGAUGAAGAGGUCAUUGGGAAUCUGCACAAGAGCAGCAAUUUGGGAAAACAAGGAGCCUGGGUAUUUGAGAUUGGUAGGUCGGACAAUAUCCUGUCAGCAAAAAUCACUUCAACUCCUGCCAGUGUGGAGUACAAUGACUAUGACCAGUUUGAGGAAGUGACUGCAGACCCUUCCGUAUCACACCAGGAUUCUAUUGAAAGAAGUGAGCAGGAAGUAUCUUAUGAUAUUUCCAGCAGUGAUCAGCUGCAUACAAGCUACAGUCUACCUCAGCCAGCAGCAGAAGGUGACUUGCAGUCUCCAUACCAAGCUUCAACAGAGCAUCCAUCAGCUGAGCCUCAUUUCCCAACAGGGAAAACUCCACCUCGCCAGUUUCCAGUUCAGCAAUAUCCCCAGCAACAUGCUCAGAUACUCAAUGUGGAAGAAGUUGAUGAAACUGGAAUUGUGUUUCGUUACACUACAGAUGCCCAGCAAACCUGUGCAAACAACCGCCAUCAGUGUUCAGUUCAUGCCAUGUGCACGGAUUAUCCAAAUGGCUUUUGCUGUAGUUGUGUUGCUGGUUACAAAGGAAAUGGCAGGCAAUGUGUAGCAGAAGGUUCUCCUCAGCGAGUCAAUGGGAAAGUCAAAGGACGAAUUUUUGUGGGAAACAGCCCAGUACCCAUUAUAUUUGAGAACACUGAUCUCCAUUCCUACGUCGUGAUGAACCAUGGGCGUGCCUAUACUGCCAUCAGCACAAUUCCAGAAGCAUUAGGUUUUUCCUUGCUUCCUCUUGCCUCCAUUGGGGGUAUUAUUGGAUGGAUGUUCGCUGUAGAACAGCAAGGAUAUAAAAAUGGAUUCAGUAUUACUGGUGGAGAGUUCACAAGGCAAGCUGAAGUUACAUUUGUCAACACCAAUGAAAAGCUGACGAUUAAACAGAAGUUCAGUGGGAUUGAUGAACAUGGACAUCUUACAAUCAGCACAGAUCUUGAAGGCAAAGUGCCUGAAAUCCCAUUUGGUUCCUCAGUGCAUAUAGAGCCCUACACUGAGAUCUAUCACUCUUCUCAUUCUGUUAUCACAUCAUCAUCUACCAGAGAGUACACGGUGACAGAACCAGAAAGAGAUGGGGUCUCUCCAGUGUACACCGUCCCCUACCAAUGGCGGCAGACAAUCACAUUUGACGAGUGCAUACAUGAUGACUCUCAUCUUUCUGUUCCAGCCACUCAGCAGCUAUCAGUGGACAGUGUCUUUGUCUUGUAUAACAGAGAUGAACGAAUUUUGCGAUAUGCAAUGAGCAAUUCGAUUGGCCCAAUUAGUAAUGGUUCAGCUGAUACAAACCGCAAUCCAUGCUACACGGGCACCCAUGGUUGUGACACCAAUGCAGUUUGUCGUCCAGGACCAGGCAACCAGUUCACUUGUGAAUGCUCAGUGGGCUUCCAAGGAGAUGGACGUGCUUGUUAUGAUGUAGAUGAAUGCCUGGAACAACCAACAAUGUGUGGCAGCAAUGCAGUCUGUAAUAAUCAGCCAGGAACUUUCCGAUGUGAGUGUCUAGAGGGAUAUCAGUUUUCAUCUGAUGGACGAACUUGUGUGGCUAUUGAACGUGUCAUCAACCAUUGUGUGACAGGCACACACACUUGUGAUAUCCCUCAGCGUGCCCGUUGCAUAUACGCUGGUGGCUCUUCUUACAUCUGUGCAUGUCUACCUGGCUUCUCUGGAGAUGGGCGCUCCUGUGUGGAUGUAGAUGAAUGUCAGCUGAACCGCUGCCACCCAGAUGCUUUCUGCCAUAAUACUCCAGGAUCAUUCCACUGUCAGUGUAAGGCAGGUUAUCGUGGGGACGGUUUCCUUUGUGUGCCAGGAGUACCAGAGAAGACAAGAUGUCAGCAUGAACAAGAACAAAGUAUGUCUCUUGCUCCAAGAGGACCCAGACCAGUGGGCCAUUUUAUUCCUCAGUGUGAUAUCUAUGGGAAUUACUUGCCAACCCAAUGCCACUCCAGCACUGGAUAUUGCUGGUGUGUAGAUAGAGAUGGUAAUGAGAUUGAUGGUACCAGAACUGGCCCAGGAAUCCAACCUCCAUGCCUAGGCACAGUUGCUCCUCCUGUUACAGUUGGACCCUCUGUAAAACCAGACACAAUUCCUCUGCCUCCAGGAACACACUUACUCAUUGCUCAGAGUGGAAAGAUUGAUCAUGUCCCUCUGGAAGGAAACAACAUGAAGAAAUCAGAUGCCAAAGCUUUGCUGUAUGUGCCAGAUAAAGUUGUCAUUGGGGUCGCUUAUGACUGCUUGGAGAAGAUGGUUUACUGGACAGACAUUAGCAGCCCAUCCAUCAGUAGAGCAAGUCUGGGUGGAGGAGAGCCAAUAACCAUCAUUAAAGCAGAUUUGGAAAGUCCUGAAGGAAUAGCUCUUGAUCAUCUUGGGCGCACCAUUUUCUGGACCGACUCUCAGCUUGACAGAAUAGAGGUAGCAAGGCUGGAUGGCAGCCAGCGCCGAGUGCUGUUUGACACCGACCUUGUGAACCCCAGAGCCAUUGUAGUAGAUCCUAUGAGAGGAAACCUUUAUUGGACAGACUGGUACAGAGAGGCUCCUAAAAUUGAAAUGUCAUACAUGGAUGGUACAAACAGACGGAUUCUCGUUAAAGAUGAUUUGGGGUUACCAAAUGGGCUGACUUUAGACACUUAUUCUUCAUUGUUGUGCUGGGUAGAUGCAGGCACCAAGAGAGUUGAAUGUAUGGACCCCAAUCAGCUUGGUCGGCGAAAGAUCCUUGAGGGAAUCCAGUAUCCUUUCAGCAUUACAAGCUAUGGGAAGAAUUUGUUUUACACAGACUGGAGAAGAGAUGCUGUGGUGGCAGUGGAUCGCACAAUCUCAAAAGAGAAUGAUAACUUUCAGCCUUAUAAGCGCACUCGUCUUUAUGGCAUAACUACAGCUUUGGCUCAGUGCCCACAAGGACAUAACUAUUGUUCAGUGAAUAAUGGAGGUUGUACUCAUCUAUGCCUGGCCACCCCAGGGGGCCGCUCUUGCCGAUGCCCAGACAACACCAUAGGAGUGGACUGUAUAGAAAGAAACUGAAAGCCACAACCUGGAAUGUGUUCAGGCAGCAGCCACCUUUGGAAAUGUACUGUAAAUAAAUAGUUAGACGGCCAGUCACAUACAAGGACAGAUCCUAAAGAUAAGAUCUCUGUGCUGCCUGCAGCUUUGUGGCUUCAAGCACACAUGCUAUAACAACAGUGGCUACAUAGUGGAAUGUUGGCACAUCUGUGCAACCCUUUCAUUGUACACUUCCCUACUCUUUCUAAAGAUGAGUCUGGUGACCAGUUGGGCCUGUGCUGGUUAGAUAGCAUUUCCUAGUUAAAUAUUGAAAAAGCUGUAGUAUGGAGUAUUGAAAAGCACAGGAGACCAGUAUCUCAAACGCAUGCAGUCGCUUUAUGCUGUAAAAGUACUUUGUAAAUUCACUUACAAAAUACUUCUCUAUAUAGCCCACCACCAGUGCAACUAGGUUGAAAGUUCAUCUGAAAUGCUCAGCAGUAAAGUCCUGCUGAAAUGGGUUGAGGUAGUGGAAAUCCCAAAGGUGAGACGAUGUUUGCAAUAAAAUCCCACAGCCAGCACCUUAAGCAAAAGGAAUGCCUUACACUAGGCCCUUGUUUCAAAGGCCUUAAUGUUUAUAACCACUAUGCCUUCAAAUGUUCACUCUUAGAAGCUGGCUAUACAAUACCAUCAUUAAAAAGAAGGAAUGCAAUUUGGUACUGUACUAGAAACUGUUGACUUUAUAAAAGUAAUUCAGUUGUCUUAAUGACACUGUGGGGUGUAUUCAACUUUUCAUUGGAUUUUCUGAAUGAAAAUCUAUUUUUCUCCAUGUUUGUAGGAGGAGCAAAGGAGUGUGUAUGACUCACUGGCCACUUGUACUGGUCUAGUUUCAGUGAUUUCAAUAGGACCACUUCAAGAUAAACUUCAGGACUGAAUAACCUCUGUCUGCCCUUCUGGCAUGGACUUUUGAAUUUCUACAAAACAAUGAUUAAUUUGAACUGAAGAAAAGUGACAUGAGUGGGGGAGGGGAUUCUGUCAAAUUUUCUUCAGUAUCUCUUUAUUUCCUGUGCUUGCAAUUCUUCCUUAUUUCAUAAGUUUAACAGUAGUUCCUUUUGGAAUGUUGCUCUACUACUUUUUGUUGCAAUUUUACAUGUAUGUUCAUUUUACAUAUGCCAUGCACAUAUGUAAACAGUCUUACUCAAUGGUCUGUCAAGUAGCCCCCAGAUAAUCAAUCCUAGGUCUUCAUGCUAUGAUUUGCUAGAUUAAUGCAAAAAUUAAGGCCCAGUUUCUGUACCAAUUGCUAGCAAGCGCAAUGCACCCACCAUGGAAUUAGCAUGCUGUAUAAGGAGGAUGUGGGUGAAAAGACUGAUAAGCAAUUCCAAAUUUUUCUGCUAAAAUAAUAUUAAACCUUGUUUCUGUUCAUAAAGAAGAUUGCAACAUAAGGAACAAGCAAAGCCCAUCGUGAUAGCAACCACUUCUGAUGCAGUGUUUUAAUUUUUUAAUUUUUUAAAAAAGAUCUUUAGACUCCAGAAGAUAUUUCUUGCCAGGCUACAACAUUAUUAAAGCAGAGUCAAUUCUGAGCCUUCAGCUCUGUGACAACUUCCUUUUUAAUUUUGUAUUUAUCAUUCAAAUAUCAAAUGCUAUAUUAAAUGUUUGAAUUUUUGUAUAACGUUUGUAUAACUAUAAUGCAUUUAACUUUUACACUCUAUUAUGUCUGAAAAACUGUACAUACCAAAAACUGUGCUGAAACAAACCAAAGGUGCUUUUAAUAACAUUUUUUCCAGAGUUAUUUUAAUUUCAGGUGAUAUUAAAGUUUACACGCUGUGCAGCUAAUCACAGCACCACCAAUAAAAAAAUUCUUAUGUUUUUGUAAAAAAAACCCAAAAGUUAUCUUUUUGUAAUAUAACACAAUGUAAAAGAGUUUUAGAUCCACCUUUUACACUUAUCUGUAUCCUUGUUGCCAUGAAAAUUUGCUUGCUGGCCACCAGAGCUAAUGAAUGUACUUUUAAGAGACAUAAACUGAGUCCCACGAA